Molecule: messenger RNA, 1537 nt
Organism: Vicia villosa (hairy vetch)
Lineage: Eukaryota; Viridiplantae; Streptophyta; Magnoliopsida; Fabales; Fabaceae
Product: E3 ubiquitin-protein ligase At1g63170-like
Exons: 5
Coding region: 94-1200 (368 amino acids)
Source: RefSeq, a predicted model, not a curated record
UUUGGUCAACACGGACAUUCUUCAACAAAAACAAUGUUUCUUCUCUUCAUUCCAAACUCCCAAAAUUCAAUCCUUCAAAAUUUGCACUAAAAAAUGAACACAUCAAACCCAACAGCUUCUCCUCCGCCGUAUUCCACCUCCGGCGACACCGAACCCUUCCUUCUCCGCACUCGCCGCUCCCUCAGCCGCACACCACCUCCGCCACUCCGCACCGCCGCUCGUUUCUUCCGUCGAGCUAGCUCAGAGCGCAUGAUGCUCCGUGAGCCGUCGUUGCGUGUCCGGGAGAGGGCGGCGGCGGAGGUGGAAGAGCGGCAGAGUGAGUGGGCUUACUCGAAGCCGGUGGUGACACUUGACGUGGGGUGGAACUUGUCGUUUUUGGUGGUUAGUGCUGUUGUUUUGUGGGGUAGUAGGAAGGAGGAGGCGUGUGUGCCUCUUAGGGUGUGGAUUUUGGGGUACUUGUUGCAGGGAUUGGUUCAUUCUUUAUUUGUUGUUUUGGAAUUUAGAAGGAGGAGAAGGAGGAAUAACCGUUUUGAAGAUGAUUCUUCUUCUUGGAGUUUUAGUUCUGAGAGUGGUUCUGAUGUUGUUUCUGAGCAGUUUUUGGAGAAUCAGGAAAAUAGGAUUAUGAAGUACAUAGAGUCAGCAAAUACCGUUCUAUCAUUCGUAUGGUGGAUUCUUGGGUUCUACUGGGUAACUGCUGGUGGUCAGAGUUUGACAAGGGAUUCGCCUCAGCUUUAUUGGCUUUGUAUCAUAUUUCUUGCUUUUGACGUUGCGAUUGUUGUGAUUUGUGUUACUGCUGCAUGUCUCAUUGGAAUCGCUGUUUGCUGUUUUCUUCCAUGCAUACUUGCUAUUUUGUAUGCAGUGACUGAUCAGGAAGGCGCAACCAAGGAAGAGAUUGACCUGUUGCCAAAAUUUAAGUUCAGAAUAGUAAAGGAAUUUAAGAAAGAGUGUAAUGCCCAAGAAUCAUCCAGAGGAGUGAUGACGGAAUGCGACAGUGAUUCAGCUUCUGAGCAUAUUAUUGCCUUAGAAGAUGCAGAAUGCUGUAUUUGUCUUUCGGCCUAUGAUGAUGGAGCUGAACUUAGAGAACUUCCUUGCAACCACCAUUUUCAUUGCACAUGCAUUGACAAAUGGCUGCUCAUCAAUUCUACCUGUCCUCUCUGCAAGUUUAACAUUUUGAGCACUGAUAACCUCCAAGAAGUUUGAACUACUUACUCGGAGCAUUGACAAGGACGACGGCACAGCCCUUUUCCAUAACAAUUGCAGAUGAUAUACUGAUAAAAAUUAGAGAAAGAAAAAAUAAUUUUCAUCUCUAACUUGAUUAGAUAAGGAUCACCUUCAAUAGUAAUCAAAUUUCUUGCUCAUGAUCUCACUUAUUGUUUAUUACUGUUUCUCCUAAAUGACAAAGUUAUAAAGUAGAAUGAAAAUAUUAAAAUCCCUGUGUAUUAUUAAUGUUAGUCUUGUAAAUUCACAUGAUUGUGUGGUGGUCUAUAGAAAUGUUUGUAUUAGUACAAAAAUGUUAUGAGGAGUGAAGAUUCAAGUA